Molecule: messenger RNA, 4499 nt
Organism: Gopherus evgoodei (Goodes thornscrub tortoise)
Lineage: Eukaryota; Metazoa; Chordata; Testudines; Testudinidae
Product: A-kinase anchor protein 17B
Exons: 5
Coding region: 403-3057 (884 amino acids)
Molecular function (GO): RNA binding
Source: RefSeq, a predicted model, not a curated record
ACCCAUCAGGCGUUAAUGGAGAUAAGGGACUUACUCUGGGAGAGUUAAGGACAGAAACUGCUGAGUCAAAGGUGUGUGUGUGUUGGGCUGUCUGGAGCAGGACACCGGUUAAGUGAACUGGAUGGGGAGCCUUCCUGUGGACAGGCAUCUGGCUGCAGACACCAUUUUCAACUCCAUGUGGGAGGCAUGCUUGGUUAGAUCAGCAGUAUUUGAGGAUGUGGUGCUGAAAUCAGUGUCUGUUGUAAGCAGUCCGUCGCUACUAACACUUCCAGUGCAGCUUCAUUAAAAACAGAGCUAGCGGUGGUGGGAAAUAGGCCAACAAACUCCAAGGAAUAUAGGGCUGGAUCCUGCUCCCACUGACUCAAUGAGAAUCCUGCCCAUGAUCUCAGGGUAUUGGACACAAUGACAAUCACUGUAGUGUAUGAUAACUCUGAAGCUAUGGAGCUCUGUGCUUCUCAGCAUCUGUAUCUUAAACCAGUAGCAAAACUGACUAUCAAUGUGAUGUUUCCAGAACACACAGAAUCUACCCGAUCUUUCUCUAAGUGGGAAGUGAUGGACAAGCUGAAGAACAUGAUUUGUCCAGACCAAUUUACUACUGUUAGGGUUUCAAAGAGCACUAAGGAUUUCAUUCGAUUUGAGGGAGAGGCAGAAACUAAAAGGUUGAUCCUCACACUUAAGGAAAAACUGCAUGGAAAAGUAAUAAAACUGAAUGGUUUUAAAGAUGACUUGAAGGUGAUGGCCACCGAGGCACAUGCUGACUUUCCAACUCCACAAGAGUGGGCAUCUUACCUGAAUAAAAGAGAGAUUACGAAUGAAGACCUUACUGAGCAAACCGCUGAUAUUCCUGAUUGCAUCUAUUUUGAAGGUUUGCCAUGCAAAUGGUUUGCACUAAAGGGCUCAAAUAGUGAAAAGCCGAGUGAAGAUGUUUUAAGAGUGGUGUUCGAAAGCUUUGGAAAGAUCAAGAACAUAGAUAUCCCUAUGCUUGACCCUUAUAGAGAAGAAAUGGUGGGAGGAAAUUUAAAUAACUUCCUUUUUGGAGGUCUACAGACAUUUGAAGCUUUUGUCCAGUACCAAGAGUACACGGCUUUUGUGAAAGCUAUGGAGUCACUUAGGGGAAUGAAGCUGAUGUUUAAAGGGGAUGAUGGAAAAGCUCUGGCAUGUAACAUGAAGGUGACUUUUGAUACAACCAAACAUUUCAGCAAAGGAGCUAUCAAAAAGAGAAGGCUGGAAAGACAGAAGCUGCAAGAGCUAGAGCAAGAAAGAAAAAGGGAAAAAAAGAGAGAGGAAGAGGAGGCUGCAAGAAAAAGACGUGAUGAUGAAAAAAUUGCUCAAGAAAGAAAAAGGAAGGCUAAGCUCAAGAGGAGAGAACACAGGCAGAUAGAUCGGGAUGAGAAACGCCCAAGAAAGCAGCAGAAGGUAACAGCUGAAGAAGAGCAGUGGCCAGAGAAUAUGCCUGAAUGGGAAGAGAGGAAAUAUCUACUAGCUCAGAGAAGAGUGGAGUCUAUAAGGCUGCUUACAGUGCUGUUAAGCCGAGUAAAAGAUUUUGCACAGUUGACCAGCCAAAAAGAGGAGCCUUUGCUGUACCCUGAAGAGAUAAGAGAGGAUUGCUUUCCUGAGAAGGAGUUACGAAAUGCACAGACAGAGCAGAGAGAAUCCUGUUAUCUUCUACACAAAGAACUGAAGGAUAAGAAAAAUUUUAGCAAUCAGUUCUUCCAAACAGGUAACACCUCUUUUAGUGAGGAAGAGGUGCCAAGUAAUCUACCUGCAUCACCUUGUCAUCUUGUGAGAACGAUCUUAAAUGAUCCAACUGCAGCAAGCACUGGUAAAUUAACUGGCAGGGAUGCGUACAGCUCCUCUGGUGGGUCUUUACAGAUUACAGUUACUCAAGACUGCAAGGUUAUAGAAUCCCGUGAGAGAGAAGACUGUCCUCCUUUGAAGACAGUGCACUCUGGAAAAGUGUCUGGUACAGGGUACUGCAAAAAGCAAAAGAUUUAUGAAACUGACGAGUUUAUACAUUAUUUAUUAAACUAUUAUCAAACUCCAAGCUACGCACGUGUCUGCCUAGAGCCAAAAAGCACUGUUAGCAAGUCUUGGUGGCAGAGGAUAGUGUCUGAUAAUGGGAAUGGCUUUCAGAUCAACUUGAAGAACAAAUAUGGGCGACGCUUUACAGAAGUGAGUUUUGUACAAAACCCUGACAAGGGAAAUUGUAGCAGGGAUGAUAAUUACAGAUGGGAGAUCAUGAUUCGGAAAUCUGAGCCUACGGAGAAUGUGUCAAAAAACAAGGCCUAUGCUGGAGGGUUUACAACAAAAUUCCAAGUACAGUGGAAUGACUCACUUGAUGUUGCUAAUUUACCAUAUGCUGAAUUUAAUAAUUCUUCUUUUGGAGGCACUAACACUAGUCAUGAUAAAGAAUCCAAAGACGACAAUAACAGAAGAGAAGUUGCUCCACCAUACACGUACAAAUUCAGGAAUUUAAUGGAAGAGAUCAGUAGUGAUUCUGAGUAUUUCAGUGAGGCAAAGAGAAUAGAACGAAGAUAUAAAGAUGUUUACAGUGAUGGCAAUAAAGCAUGGUCCCUCCCAAGAGAGAUGGAGAGAAAAUUCCUUGUCUGUGUCAAAAACGUAGGUCAAAAUUAUCCAGAUAAUGAGUCUAGCAAAUGUAGCUUCUGUUCAAAUUCUACCCCUGGUGGUUUGACAAAGCAGUGUAGACAUAAGCUUAAAAAAUCGUACAAGAGGUGCAGUAGUAAAUUGAGACAUGAAGGGCAAAAAAGUGAGUGGAAAUCCAAUGAAGAAGCGAUAAAUACCCACAAAAAGAAGAAAAAGAGAAAAAAGCCCUCUAACAUUUUACCUGACGAACAUGGCUUCUCUGAAAUGGAGAGUUGGAGACAGCUGGAAUCUCUAAAAAAGAUACAGAGAAAAUGUAGCAAAAUGUUCCACCAUAAGAUGAAAUUCAAAACACUUCAUGUGAUGGCAGCAGCAUCAAAGGAUGCCAUCCAUGCUGAUGCCUCUCUGCUUCUGAGAUCUCGCCAAAGGGCAGGUGAGGUGGGGGAAGUGAAAUAGAACCAAGAUGACAUUCCUCAGUUUGACAGGUUUAAGGAUUCUGUGCAGAAUUAUGGUUACUGACACAAUCACUCUGGUAGUCAAGCUCACCUAACUGUUGAAAGUAGUUUAGAAGGAGGAGACGCUGAUUCCUGUGACACCUAAAGGGCUUGACAGUCGUUUAGUGCAGCAGCAGCACUCUUUGGGGUGGGAGACAGACCACAGCACCAUGCCUAGUCCCUGCAGGAUGCUUGUUUGCAUUUGGGUGGCUGUGAGAGUAUGCUGUAGCUACACCCCUGCGCAGGGCUCCUGCUCUUUAGGCACCUACGCAGCCAGGUUAGAAGUGGCCUGGAGAUGAUACCUUUGUCUGGGUGCUGCUUCUCCUGGUGGCAGAAGCCACCGUCAUUCUUAUUUGUCCUGGACCUGGGAACCUAAGAAAUCCUGCUGCUGAAGUGGAGCAAGAAGAGGCUCCCAAGGAUCUGGGCUAAGGUUUAAAUUAAUAAAAGGGGAGAGCGAGGGACCAGUCAGCUCCCCUCCUUCUCUGGCUGGCCAAUGGAUGAGAGCCUCUGGAGGAGGGGUCAUACUGCAUUCCUUCAGCAUCUGCUCCCCACUGCCAUCAAGUUUCCACCUGUUGAGCUGGGUCUUCUCUAGGCAAUGCAAGAUUUACAAAGAAUGAUGUAAAAGCUGAAAAGUAGUAUCCUUGUCCACCUAACUGGAUGGCAAUGUAUCUGUCUCGAAUCCAUGCACAAUAGCAAAUAUAUGCCCAUCCUGUUAUGCUUGUUAAGAUUUAGUGGGGAUAAGUAGUGCACACUCACCAGCUCAUCACAUUUUGGAAGGAGAAUAUGUGCAAUUCUGAAGAUCAGUAAAAUAAUGUAGUGGCUAAAACUACACUUCUAUAGACAUAUUACUGUGGAAAAAUUAACUGGGAAAGAACAGUGUACAGCACUGUUUGAACUGACUGAGGCACUAUACAUUUGGCCUUCUGAUCUCCCAACAGGAGUGGAAUAAUUCUAUUUGGCUUUCCUUUUUUAAUUUUGAUUCAGUCUAUUAUGCUUUAGCUACAUGGCUGCAUCACUCCAGCAUCUUUUUCUGGGAAAUCUCCUUCAAAUAUCUCGUUUUUUCUCCUUAUCUACAGGAGAUGAGAGGAAAUUAACACUGAGGAAAGAGAUGGAUGCAGAUGUUGGAGGAUGUCGUUUCCUGUUGAGUUAAUUUAGACAAAUCCAUGCUCUGAUGCUGUCUGUGGAGCAGAACCCAAAAGAGAAUGCUGAAUAGUUGCUAGCUAAUGGCAAUGGGGUCUUGAAGCUGCUCACAGAAGGCCCCCCCCCAAACAAUCAAACAAAACCCUUUUAUAUGACUCUAAGAAGUGAACUGUAAGGCCAGGUUUUUAGUGCAAUGGUUCCCAAACUUAUUCCACCGCUUGUGCAGGGAAAGUCCUUCGGCCUGCACCGCUUCCAGCAGCUCCC